CAUCCACCUGCAAUUCAAAGCACACCCCACAGUUCUUCCCUAACCUUUACCAAAGACCGAGCCCCCCCGUUACGCUGGUGGUGCCCACAGCACCCUCAUCUCCCAAGCCCACCUCCCCGGCAGCGCGGCCCCGGGCCCCUCCGGGGGUGUCCGUGCGGGGCUGCGGGCGGCCCCCCCGGCUCCAGCCCAACCCCUGGGCCCCGAGCAGGCCGCGGCCAGGGCCCUUUUCCUUGACCCCCCCCCCCCCCCGCCCGGAGGAUGAAGCAGGCGGGGACGGCGCAGUCCGGCCGCCCCUCGCCGCUGCCGGGCGCGCUGUGGGGGUCCCCGCCGCAGGCGCUGGGGGACGACACCGAAGACGUGUCGCUGGACUUGGGCGGCGAGGAGGAGUUGGCGCUGCGGAAAGCCCAAAUCAGGCACCCACUGGCUACCUUUUUCCACCUGUUUUUCCGAGUGAGUGCUAUUAUUACCUACUUGUUCUGUGACUGGUUCAGCAACAGCUUUGUUGCCUGUUUUGUCACAAUUCUCCUCCUUCUAUCCUUUGACUUCUGGUCAGUUAAGAAUGUGACAGGAAGACUCCUGGUUGGUUUACGUUGGUGGAACCAGAUUGAUGAAGACGGAACAAGCCACUGGGUAUUUGAAGCAAGAAGGGUGUCUAUGAUAGCUGCCUCAACUGAAGCUGAAGCUCGAAUCUUUUGGCUUGGCCUCAUUAUCUGUCCCGUCAUUUGGACUGUAUUUUUCUUCAGCACCUUGUUUUCACUGAAGCUGAAAUGGCUGGCUCUUGUGAUAGCUGGGAUUUCCCUUCAAACUGCUAAUUUAUAUGGAUACAUCCACUGCAAAUUAGAGGGACAAAAAAGCAUCGGCAGAAUAACUUCAAGAUUUUUUGUCACAGCAGAUGUUCCCAAGAGACAGACAAGAAUUUCAGAUGACUGCAUUGAAGAACAUGGAAAGACGGGCACUAGAUAGUCAUUUAAGGAAAUAAUAAAAAGACAACCGGCUUAAGAUCUAGUAGAAGAAAAAAAAUCUUGCAGCAAGUUCACAGUGCACUUGUGUGGAGCAGCCACAGUUAAGUAAUUAAAAUAUAUUUAUUUUAUUCAAUACCUGUAAUAAAAUAUUGUAUUUAUGCUGUGAUCAUAGCUGCCUAAACUCCAGCAGGUUUUUAUUUUAAAACUGAUGCCAAUAAUAAAAAAAAAAAAGACAUAACUUCAACAAUUCUACUCAAAAUAUAGAUCUUUUACACUGAAAGAAAAAAAUACUUAUGGGAUGUUUUGCAGUAAGAAUGUGGGCAUUACAAUUAAUCCAAGUGCAGAGGGUAGGGCGAAGCCUACUACACAUGCAUAUUAGAUUCUUCAGAUACAACAUCCCAACAUCAGUGAAAUGUAUUUUAUGUUCAACUUUGUGAACAGAAUCUUGCAUACAGAUGUUUUCAAAAGUCAACUUCAUAUUCACGUUAUUAGUAUGGUGACAUUGAAUUCAGAUUACACCUUUGUAACACAGAUGUACGUUUUUGUUUGUUUGUUUGUUUUGUUUUGUUUUAAACUUUAUAGCAAGCUUUGAGAUGCCUGUGAACUUCAAGGAAAUUGAAGUUCAAUUAUGGAAAUAAAAGCCUAGGGCAAAGACAUUAAUAAUAAGAAUUUAUUUGCAAAAUACAAAAAGAAUACAUUCCUUCUAUUAAAUCAAGGCAUAAGUUACUUUUCUAUAAUUACACAUGAAAUACAUUUUUACUUCACUCAUAGUUAGAUAAUCUUUUCUUCUUGAGUAUGUUGUAGAUCACAGUAUUCCUGAAUCCCUGGAGAGACAAGGGAGAAAGUAAUACAGAUAACACCUCAGUUGCAUAUCAGGCAUCAGCCUGUCUCCUAUCAGUACAAAUAUCACAGUUUAGGCCUUAAUCAGCACUAAAUGACCUUAGGAAUGUCCCCAGCUGUUGGUAUUUAAAAAACUGUGUGUCAUCUGCUCUUAA
Messenger RNA from Anas platyrhynchos (mallard), 1957 nucleotides. The record is from RefSeq and is a predicted model, not a curated record. Lineage: Eukaryota; Metazoa; Chordata; Aves; Anseriformes; Anatidae.